Molecule: messenger RNA, 531 nt
Organism: Striga hermonthica
Lineage: Eukaryota; Viridiplantae; Streptophyta; Magnoliopsida; Lamiales; Orobanchaceae
Source: the annotation of a GenBank genome assembly
AUGGUGGGAAAUGGGCAGUCUAUAGAUAUUUGGGAUUCUCCUUGGAUCCCAAAAGCUACUAGGUUUGUGACCCAAUGUUGUUUUCCAGCUGAUAGAGUUAAUUUAAGCAAAGUGGUUGACCUAAUGCUUGCAGGAAGAAGUGAGUGGGACAGUGAUCUAAUCUUUCAAUCCUUCACUCCCCAAGAUGCAGAAAACAUCCUCAAGAUACAUAUCAGCAAGUUGGGGAGACUUGACAAGCUGAUUUGGCUACCAAACAAAAAAGGAACCUUCACAGUAAAAAGUGCUUAUCAAGUUAUUCAGAGGCAGAAGAAUUUGGAAAGAGGUUCAGAGGGGAGCAGCAUGGGCCAAGGCAUUCAAGAAAAAGUGUGGAGAGUCACAUGGCACAUGCCAAUCAAGCCAAACAUCAAAACCUUCAUAUGGAGGUGCUACAACAAGUGCUUGAGUACAGCUGAUAAUCUGAGGCACAGAGGGAUUAAGGUGGAUGAAGUCUGUUGCUGGUGUGGAGAAAAAGAGAAAAUCUGGAACACCUAA